CUGGUAUUUGUAGAAGGGUUUUAGGCUUUAUUGAGUGGUGAAAGAUGGCUAUGGCUCCUACUGUGACAGUGGUUCUUGGCUCAAUUGCCUUUGGUUUCUUCUGGGUGUUGGCGGUUUUCCCCGCUUUCCCGUUCCUGCCUGUUGGAAGAGCUGCAGGAUCCCUGCUUGGGGCUAUGCUCAUGGUCAUGUUCAGGGUCAUAACUCCUGAACAAGCAUAUGCUGCUAUUGAUCUUCAGAUCCUUGGUCUUCUCUUUGGGACAAUGGUUGCUAGUAUCUAUCUUGAAAGAGCAGAUAUGUUCAAAUAUUUGGGUAAAUUGCUCUCAUGGAAGAGCCAGGGGGCAAAGGACUUACUUUGUCGAAUCUGCCUGAUUGCUGCCAUUUCCAGUGCUUUUUUCACCAAUGAUACCUCUUGUGUUGUUUUGACCGAGUUCGUGUUAAAAAUUGUCAGGGAACAAAAUCUCCCACCUCAUCCAUUCCUGUUAGCACUUGCCUCAAGUGCAAAUAUUGGUUCAUCAGCCACUCCAAUUGGCAACCCCCAAAACCUGGUCAUAGCUCUUAAGAGUAAUAUCUCUUUUGGAAAGUUCUUAUUCGGGAUUUUCCCUGCAAUGCUCAUGGGAACUUUGGUAAAUACUUUGUUUCUUCUACAUAUGUAUUGGAAGUUGUUAUCUGAUAAGAAGCAUGAAGAAGAUCCUGCUACUGAAGUGGUUGCUGAGCAAGAUGUAAUCUCACUUCAACAUUCACCAGCAACAACGUCACAUGCAUCCUUGAACUCUCAAGAAUUGAGUUCUGAAUUGGAAUCUAUAGACAUUCAGGUCUGUCCAGUGGUCAAUCAUAACACAGGUCCUGUGGAGUCCCAAAGGACCCGUAUGAGUUCAAAUGAGGAUGAAAUCGACAGGGUCCCUAGUGGGGUGCCGCAGUCCUCAAGAAACUCAAAUGCAUCAAAGGAAUGGACAGAUGAAGGAGUUACUUCAAAAAGAUUGGCAUCUGUAAAUGGAUUGCCUGAUGCAAUCUCUACUAAAUAUUUGGAGGAAAAGGAAGUCUCAACGACGAAAUGGAAAGGAAUAUUAUGGAAAACAUGUGUUUAUCUUGUUACUAUUGGUAUGCUUAUUUCAUUUCUUAUUGGUCUGAAUAUGUCAUGGACUGCAAUUACAGCUGCACUUGCUCUUGUGGUUCUUGAUUUUCAGGAUGCCCAGCCAUGCUUAGAAAAGGUCAAAAAUUUCUCCCUGUGA
This is a messenger RNA of Ilex paraguariensis (yerba mate), 1229 nucleotides long. The record is from the annotation of a GenBank genome assembly. NCBI's taxonomy places the organism in Eukaryota, Viridiplantae, Streptophyta, Magnoliopsida, Aquifoliales, Aquifoliaceae.